CAAGUCUUUUUAUAACACACUUGGAUGGCUGAACCAGGCGAUGUGGAAAUGCAAAGUGUGAGGUUGUUUAACUUCUGAUUCAACAUAAAACAACCAAGAGCAUCAGUUGCUGUUUUCAACAAAGAAAAACGGACGGAGAUGGAGACUAGCACAAUGCCUCCAAAGGCCACGAGAUUCACAGUAGAAGAAGAAAAUGCACUGGUAUCCCAGGUGCUGGAGAUCAUUGGUGGGAUCACGCUUGAGGCCCUACAGACUCUGGACCAGCCUGAUGAGAGAGACGUGUGGUCGAUAGAGGAGGGAGAUGACUCUGUGUUCUACAGUGAUGAGGACCAAACUCAUCAGGACAUAAAGGAAAACACAGCUUGUGAUUUCAGUGCCAACAUGACCGAGCAUCUAGUCAAAAGUGAAGCAGCUGGAGAACCUGUUCCACAGAGGGAGGGUGAUCCAGGAGCAGAAGUCUUAAGUGACAAAGAGGAUUUGGAGAUGGAGAAGGAAGUGACUCCGACUGUACAAGAAGAGGAAUGCCAAGAGCUCCAGACACCAAAAACUGAACAUGUGUAUCAGUCAGUGUCAACAGAUCCAGUAGCAGAAGCUAAUCUAGCUCCAGAAAACUCAGCUAGCACCAGUGGAGAAUCUCUACAACCAAACUGCACAAAUGCAGACAUGCAAACACAGCCUGGAAAGACUAUAUCAUCAGAAACAGCAAAUGUACAAGUAAAGGAGGAAGAAGUGGUGCCAGAGGCUCAGACGCCAAACCUCAACCCCUUUGAUGUAACUAAUGAGGAGAGUUAUACAAGGCUGAAUGUGGAGGCAGAGGUGCCAGUAGAGAGGUUGAGUGCUGAACUUGAGAUAUCAGGCGACAGACAGCCUGAGGUAGACCAGGAGCCAGAGCAGGGCCGCAACUUCUAUGUUCCUGUUGAGUUUCAUCAGGGCCCGAGUCCAGGCUACUCCACCCUGCCUCUGCCGAAGGAAUCCAGUCGCAACAAUAGCCAGCAGAAAUCUUUUGACCACCUCACCUCCUGCAAAUACAGCACCAUGUCCUACCGCAAGAUCCGCAGAGGCAACACCCGCCAGAAGAUAGAAGAGUUUGAAUACAUGAUAAUGAAUUUAUAAGAUGGUUUCAGUGCCACUUUCAGGAAAAAAAAACUGCAGGACAUGAUCCAUAACAUAAUGGGUACUGAUUUUACGUUUUGGUA
Molecule: messenger RNA, 1196 nt
Organism: Seriola dumerili (greater amberjack)
Lineage: Eukaryota; Metazoa; Chordata; Actinopteri; Carangiformes; Carangidae
Exons: 2
Coding region: 139-1113 (324 amino acids)
Biological process (GO): actin filament organization; regulation of cell shape
Molecular function (GO): actin filament binding
Source: RefSeq, a predicted model, not a curated record